AUGGUUGUAAGAUCUCUUGAUGUCGAGAAAGACCCAUUCCGACCUCCGAAUGAUGGAAAGGAAAUUCUUGGUCCAGAAGUACCAUAUUUAAGUGCAAUUGGUGCACUAAUGUUUCUUGCUAGUCAUACACGACUAGAUAUAUCAUUUUCUGUAAAUUUAUUGGCAAGAUAUAGUUCAUGCCCUACGGAGAGGCAUUGGAAUGGGGUAAAACAAAUAUUUCGAUACCUUCAAGGUACAAAAGAUAUGGGGUUGUAUUUUACUAACCAAUCGACAACAAGUUUGGUUGGUUUUGCAAAUGCAGGGUAUUUGUCUGAUCCUCACACUGGACGAUCUCAAACUGGAUAUUUAUUCACAAGUGGAGGCACUGUUAUUUCAUGGCGCUCUGUAAAGCAAACCAUCACAACCACAUCAUCUAAUCAUGCAGAAAUAUUGGCGAUUCAUGAAGCUAGUCGAGAAUAUGUUUAG
Messenger RNA from Helianthus annuus (common sunflower), 465 nucleotides. Its product is annotated as secreted RxLR effector protein 161-like. NCBI's taxonomy places the organism in Eukaryota, Viridiplantae, Streptophyta, Magnoliopsida, Asterales, Asteraceae. The transcript has a single exon. The coding region runs from base 1 to 465 and encodes 154 amino acids. The record is from RefSeq and is a predicted model, not a curated record.